CACAACUGUUGACAUUUUCCUUUACAAUUACAUAAAAAUUAAUAUUAAAAAAAAGGAAUUUUGAUGCAUCUAGUUGUGGAAUUUACUUAGAAAAGAAAAAUCUGUGAAUUGGGAUAAUAUUCUGCUAUAUUAAGUGAAAAAGAAGAGAGAAUUAUCUGAGUCGAACAGAAUAAACAAUUACACAUAUACAUCUCACAAGAGGAAAAUAUUUGUAAAUAUGUUAAAGGUGAUCUGUAGACGAUCAAUACAUAAAAACUUAACAGAUCAACCAAGAUAAUUGGAAAUUAACAAACAAAAACAACAAACUAAUUUUUACAAACGAAAAAACAAACAAACACGAACCUUCGAUAUCAUCACAUUGUUAUAUAAUCAGCGCUAACAUGAAUAGAAACAGCUACAUAAAACGUAGAUCUGUAGUCUUUUGUAAUACAACUGACCAUUGCUGGAGAAGUAUUCUCCACAUUAAUGGAAAUAAAUUAAACAUGUUUAUUUCAGUGUUGAUCAUUGGAUGUUUUAUGGAUUAUGUUGUUACUACAAAACAAGAGUGCAGUUUGAAUACAUGUCAUUCUAUAUUAUCAGAUUCUGCUGCACGUGUUAUCCAAUCGAAUCGAUGUACUACUGAAGAACGUCAGAAAAGAAUCCAGUGUUUUGAUGUAUUGCCAGCAGAACAAUAUGCUAUACCACUAGGGCAUACAGUGAAUAUGCAAUGUGUUGUUCUUAAUCAACAUGGUAAAGUUCAAUGGCGUGCAAAGAAAAUACUUCUCGGUUACGACCGAUCUAUUCCAGGUUAUUCUAGAUUCAGAAUAAUUGGAGACGUUGGACGAGGAGAGCAUACACUACAAAUUAUAGAUGUUCAACGUGAUGAUGCUGGAGAAUAUGAGUGUCAAGUUACUCCGGUACCAGUUAAUAAUCAUCCCUUGUUAAGAAGAAAAACAUAUCUUGAAGUUCUCAUUAAACCGAAUGAGCCUCAAAUUCUCUACCAGAAUGUUCAGUUACCAGACAAGAAAUUGAUAAUAUCACAACCUGAUCCAAUUGCACGUAUCACUUUGGUUUGUAUUGCUGCUGGUGGACGACCAGCACCUAGUUUCAAAUGGUUACUUAAUCGUCAUGAGAUUCCAAAUUUAGAGACAAAACCCAAAACAGGAAUGAGUCCUGGGGAAAUAACAAAAAUAAACAAUUUACUUAAAGUAUGGGGAAAGUUGCAUCCGACUAUCAGUGUUGAAAAUGAUGGAGAUCAAUCAACUUUGAGCAUACUGAAAGCUGGUUUAGAAGAUGGGGAUGAAAUAAUGUGCAGUGUAUCAAAUGCUGCAACACAAGUGCAUCAUGAUGUACUCAAACGUAAUUUAUCGACAGCAGUUACUGUAGAUAUUCAUACUCCUCCAGGUCCUCCAAAAAUCAUCACUCCUGAAACAAAUCAUGUUUUCAUAGAAGGCGAAGAAUUACGUGCAAUUUGUAUUACUUCACCGCCUGGAAAACCUUUAGGUGGACUUUUUUGGAGAUGGUUAGUUCAACCGAGUCAAGUUGAUGAUGAUGAGAUUCAAAGGAUUAGUGGUAUUGGAGGGAAAGGUGGUGCUAGACUAAGUGACUAUACUUCAGUUGAUGCUUAUUUACGCAGUUUAGAUGCUGGUGGAUUACCACGAAAUCCAGAACAGUCUAGUCAAUUAAGACCGGGAGAUUUGAUUUCUGAAGAUGUUCAACCAUUACAUUAUUCGCUGACUAAAGAAAAAGACCAACUUGUGAAUACAUUGACUAUUCAACGAAUAAGUCGAAGAUAUCAUGCUGCUAAACUUGUUUGUGAAACAGGACAUCCAGUGGGUACUGCUCAUCAGACAAGCAUUACUGUAUAUGUAAAACAUGCUCCUGCUAAUGUUUCAAUUUCCGUUGACUCUGGAGGUCUUCAUGAAGAUGAUUCCAGUGGACGUCAAGAAAUGGUGGUAUACGCACGUGCAGGUGAAACAAAAACGUUUACGUGUAAAACAGCUCCAUAUUAUGGUCAGGCAACAAUAAAAUGGUUAUUUCAAGCAUCUGGUAAUAGUAUUACUACACCGCCUAAACAGAUUAUGGAUAAAGCUGUUACAUAUAAAACACCAGAUGGUGAAAGUACAUAUCAAGAAUCACAAAUUCAGAUUAAUGUUCGUGCAGAAGAUGACAGAAGUUAUAUAGACUGUUUAGUAUGGAGUGUUGGAGAUGCACGUAUUGAUGCUAGAGUUCGUCUAGAUAUUAUCUAUCCUCCAGAUGUGCCUAAAAUUACCGGUUAUAAAAGUGAACAGCCGAUUAAUAUGGCUCAUCUUCUGGAAUUAACGUGUACCACUAAGAGUGGAAAUCCACGGCCUGAACUACAAUGGUUUAAAGAUAAGAAGCCAAUUCCAACCACUGGAGAAGUGAUUACUAUUGGAAAACAAACUAGUAUCAAAUUGAAAGUUGUCCCACAAAAAGAAGAUAAUGGUGCUCAAUAUCAAUGCUUAGCUAGAAAUACAGCUACAAAUGAUGAAUGGAUAAGCAGUGAGGCAGUUGUUUUGAAUGUUUUAUUUCCACCACAACGUGUAAGCCUCAGUUUUGGGAGUAAAUCAGUAGUUCAUAGUGGUGAACAGUUGGUUAUUAAUUGUCAGGCUGAUAGUUCUAAUCCAGUUGCAGUUAUUACCUGGCGUCAUUAUCAAUGUGGACCAGCGCAUGCAUUCUAUCGUCGUCAUUUAUUGCAACAACAACAACAGCAACAGCAACAUCAACAAAAGUUAACAAAUGCUAUCAGUACUAGUGAUGGUGAAAAGUGUAAAUUAUUAGAAUUGAAAGGUUCAGACGAAUCGCCAGUCCCUGGAGCAUCAGGUGGUCUACAAGCAAGAAGUCAUUUAUGGUUACGUCCAACUUGGAGAUAUCAUAUGGAUUUCAUUGAAUGUCAGGCUGAAAAUCCUGUUUACGGUCCACCAAUUUGGCAUGAUCGCCUUCAGCUAAAUGUAACUUUUGCCCCACAAUUCUACGGUCUGCAGAUUGGUGACCAAAGGGUAAUACGAGAAGGUGAAACAACACGUCUAGAUUUUGGACUGUAUGCAAAUCCACCUGUCACAUCUGUUUCAUGGUUUCGUCAUGAAGAACGGCUUCCCUUUGAACCUAAAGAGACGGGAUCAUUACAAGGUGUUUAUGCGGCUGGAUCUGUUGGCGAAUUGCUUUCAUUGUACAAGAUUAACAGAAACAAUAUGGGGAAUUAUACAGUCCUAGCUUCAAACGGUCAACAUGAAUCAAAAAACACAUUUUUUCUUAAUGUCACCUAUCCAGCAAGUAUUCUUGGAAAACUUGAGGAGAACAUUACACAAAUAAACAAGGAAUUUGCUACGCUUGAAUGUAAAGCAAAUGCAAAUCCAGCUAUCGCUAGCAAAGCAUUUACAUGGUAUCGUUAUUUUCCACCAAAAGGUUGGCCUGAUGAAGUCGAUGAAGGAGCCUUACAAUUAAGUGAACCAAUAUACUGUAAUGAAUCUCAGGUAGAGAAGCCUAAGAUGUCUGCUCAUUGUGAUCAACAGAAUAAAUUUCACAUCUCCAGUACAUUUGUUAUAUAUAAAGUAACUGAAGAAGAUGUUGGUAAAUAUGUAUGCGAAGUCAACAAUGGAAUAGGUGAACCAGUGAAGAAAAUUUUCAAUCUCCUUUAUCAUUUCCCUCCAAAAAUGAUUCAAUUACCAAGGUAUACUAAAGCAGCUGGAGAACAAGGCUCUAAAGUUUGGCUCACUUGUUUUAUUCGUACAGAACCAGCUCCACAAAUUGCAUGGCUUAAAGGUGGAAAACUUAUUCCAAUGGAUAUGUUGAUUCCCAUUAGAGAGUCGGAUGUGACAAAAAGUGUAAAGAAAUAUGAAAGUUUCUUAACUCAUAUACGUCCUGGAUUAUAUAAAGCUCAGUUAGCUCUUAAUGAUAUUCGAAAAAGCGAUUUUGGCUCCUAUGUUUGUCAGGCUGCUAAUAUGCAAGGUGAAGCUCAGCUGGGAAUUCAUUUGUCUGGUACAUCAACCCCCGACGUACCUUUAAAUCUUCGCCUGUUAAAUGCAACAUCUACAACUCUACAAGUUGCUUGGACUCAAGGGUUUGAUGGUGGUUCAGCCCAAACAUUUCAGAUUCGUUGGCGUGAAAUUGGCUCAGUUAGUUUGUAUAAAUAUGCUGAUGUUGCAUCAAAUGAUAAUAGAAAUGGAGUUGAAUACGUCAUUACGGGUUUGAAACCUGGAACUGAAUAUACAGUAAGUGUGAACUCUAUGAAUGCUAAGCACGGAGCUAGUGCCUACACAGAACCUGUUAAUCUAAGAACAUUGUCAUUGGAUGCCUACGGUGGUCGUGGUCCUAUUCCACCUUUAUCCAGUGCUGGAUACUCAGAUGACAAUGCACUAUUGAUUAUUGUAGCUGCUUGCAUUUUCGGUUUUGUAAUUCUUCUCGUCAAUGCUGUGGUUAUUAUCUUUUUGAUCAAACGACGUCGUCACCGAAAUAUGUUGCGACAGUGUAAGCCAGAUCAGGGAAUUACAUUGGCGAAUGGAGUUGCACUUACUCGUCAUGAUCAAUCUACGACAGAUAUGAAACAGCAUUUGCAGUCGUCGUUCAUAGAUCAAAAUGAUAAUUUUGCAGAUUCGGAUAUGAGUACAACGUGUGUUUGCUGCCCUCCUAAGAAACAAAAUCUCAUAAGCUCUGGUUACGUGAAAGCAGAUUCAUAUGGUAACUUUUCUCGUACAAAUGGGUAUACAUCUCAUGAUGUGUGUCCAAAUCAAUAUUCACAACAUAUGGCACAAGAAGUGGAUCAACAAGGACAGUUGGUGAACCAUAGUAUGACAAGUAGCAUUCCAGAUUUCAAUCAUUUAACUUCUAACCAAAUGACAUCAGUUUAUCCAGUUCGUCAAAUCACCUCACCAGGUCCAUAUUACAACAACAAUACAACAUUAAACUAUCCAAUAACUCGUCAUAGUUCAACUGAUCUUGGAAUAGGUUAUUCAUCAACAAAUCACGUUAAUCAGAUAAGAUGUGAACACGGUAGCAUAAAACACUCUAACCGUCAUGGUCAGCAUACACCAAGACAAGCGAAUCAGUAUCGCUACUUUGGAACUCUUCAAAACCCCAGCACAUAUAAUAAAAUAAUGAAUAAUAAAUCUGUAGUUGAUAACAGUAAUAUAAAUGGACGUACAUCACAAUACACUUUAGCUACUUCAACAACCUCUUGUGGUAAUCCAAUAACAGUAGGUCAUAAUGGAUUAGGUUUAACUCUAGUGAAUAAUUCAUUCCAGCUACCUACAGGCUCAUCUGCUUCUCAAAAUGUGGAACCAAAUCAAACGGCGCUGUUAGCUGAUAGUUCUACAGAAAUUCUAUCUACAGGACUAGCUGCGUUUACACAAAUUAAACGAAAGUCUGAAUUUAAUGAUAUAAACGAAAGAAGUAAUCUAAACAAUGGCUUUAUCAGCCAAAACAAUCUACCUGGUAAUAGUUCACCAAUAGUUUCUAUAAAAGUGACCUCAUUAGCAGAUCAAUUUAAUCCGAAUUCAAUAGAUUUAGGAACAAAUUUAGCAACAUUUUCAUACAAUACACCAUUUGAUUGUAAUAUGGACACAUCUUGUACACCUAUAUUCUUAUCCCUAGAUCCGAGUGCAUCUAAUUCCUUGUUAAUGUCAAAUUCAUUGAUGAACUGUCCUAUAGAUAACACUAAAGUCCUUGAAGUGAAUAGAGAAGUAUCUGUUACACCUUUGAUGAUUCAUUCACCAACCCCAGAUCAUGUUCUAGUUUCAAAUUAUGUCCCGGUGCAACACAUUUAA
Messenger RNA from Trichobilharzia szidati, 5762 nucleotides. Lineage: Eukaryota; Metazoa; Platyhelminthes; Trematoda; Strigeidida; Schistosomatidae. The record is from the annotation of a GenBank genome assembly.